Messenger RNA from Nicotiana tabacum (common tobacco), 1129 nucleotides. Its product is annotated as vesicle-associated membrane protein 714-like. Gene Ontology annotation, cellular component: membrane. Gene Ontology annotation, biological process: vesicle-mediated transport. Lineage: Eukaryota; Viridiplantae; Streptophyta; Magnoliopsida; Solanales; Solanaceae. The record is from RefSeq and is a predicted model, not a curated record.
GAGGUAGACUUUCCGGUAUAGCCCAAUCAGUCCCGAUUCUUCAUUCUCUCAGAACUCCUUGGAAUAUUUCUCUAAUUCGAUACUUAUCCCCAAUUUUUACUGUAGUCAACUCAACAGCUCCAAUUGAGGCAGAGAAAGAGAUAGAAAAAUGGCGAUACUGUAUGCGGUUGUGGCGAGAGGCACAACGGUGCUGGCGGAGUUCAGUGCGGUGACAGGGAACACAGGGGCGGUGGCGCGAAGAAUAUUGGAGAAGCUUCCAGGUGAAACGGAAUCGAGGCUUUGUUUCUCUCAGGAUCGAUACAUCUUCCACAUACUCCGAUCUGCUGGAUUCAGCUUCCUUUGUAUGGCCAACGACACCUUCGGAAGGAGGAUUCCUUUCUCAUACCUGGAGGAUAUUCAGAUGAGGUUCAUGAAGAACUACAGCAAGGUGGCUUCUUAUGCUCCUGCCUAUGCCAUGAAUGAUGAAUUCUCAAGGGUCUUACAUCAGCAAAUGGAGUUCUUUUCAAGUAAUCCAAGUGCAGAUACACUAAAUCGUGUCAGAGGAGAAGUUGGUGAGAUACGCACCAUCAUGGUUGAUAAUAUUGAGAAAAUACUUGAAAGAGGGGAUCGGAUUGAGCUCCUCGUUGACAAAACAGCAACGAUGCAAGACAGUGCAUUUCAUUUCAGGAAACAGUCAAAGCGCCUUAGGAGAGCUCUUUGGAUGAAAAAUGCAAAGCUCCUGGCGUUGUUAACAUGCCUGAUUGUGCUGUUCCUUUACUUGAUAAUUGCUGCUUGUUGUGGAGGCAUCACUCUACCUUCCUGCAGAUCAUGAAUUCUUUGGUAAGGAACACCAUAGCUGCCUGUAGUAUGGUUCAGAUUUUCAAAUGGAUUUAGAUAAGAACUAUAAAUCACUCUGAAAGGUUCUUGUAUAAUCAACCCUGUUAAUUCUCAUUCUGGCACCUUUCAGAGUACAGGUUAAAAGAAUGAUAAGGUUUGUAUUGUUGUUGCCUUUUUUGCCUCUACCAUGUUGUAAAUGCUCCAGUAAACUCCUAGAUUGUUCUAAAGCAUUGGAUCUUCCAUAUUAUGUAUUUGUAGAUAUUUGAUAAGUUCAAUGCCCUGUUUGUAAAUGUAACGUUCUUCUGUGACUUCA